This is a messenger RNA of Oldenlandia corymbosa var. corymbosa, 1382 nucleotides long. NCBI's taxonomy places the organism in Eukaryota, Viridiplantae, Streptophyta, Magnoliopsida, Gentianales, Rubiaceae. The record is from the annotation of a GenBank genome assembly.
AAAAUGAAUAAUUGGUUCGUUUUACCGCAACUGAAUCAAACUUGUUGAUGUGAAGGAGUUCUCUUCAUAGAAACCUCAAAGGUCCAGACUUAGGCCCAUAAACUAAAGCUUUUGUUUCCAAAAUAACAAGAUAGGCCCAAACCAAUUUUUGUAGCCACUAGCCCGUGAUCUCUCAGCUGCUUUUCCAGUGAGCCACUGUGAUAUUCCCGGCCAGUGUUUCUUCAACUUCUCCGUCGGGUUUCGCAAGGCUGAGCUCCGCCUCACUUGUCUGCCUUUAUGGCCACCGGUAGCGAAUCCAGCGAUUUUCAACAGUCUGGGAGUGACGGAGAAAUCAUCGAAGCUGGUAAAAGUAAUAAUUUUGCAGAAAUCGUUGUGAUCCGUCACGGUGAAACGGAAUGGAAUGCUGACGGUAGACUCCAGGUUUCUUUUUGUCUCUCAGAAUUGGGAAUUAAUUGUUGCAUCAAGUAGAUGAUGAAAGACCUAGGAUUUUAAAUUCUUUGUUUCUGAUCAUAUACAGAACGCUAGAUAUAGAAUCAGUAAAUGGAUUAUUGAUCAAUGAUAAGGAAAUUAUUCUAAUGCAGGGGCAUAUGGAUGUUGAAUUAAACGAUGAAGGAAGAAAGCAAGCCAUUGCGGUGGCACAACGGAUGGCAAGUGAGCCCAAUAUAUCGGCCAUUUAUUCAUCCGACUUGAAGAGAGCAUUUGAGACAGCUCAAGAAAUAGCGAAAUUCUGCAGGGGGCUUGAGGUUGUCAAAGAUCCAGACCUUCGGGAAAGACACUUGGGGGACCUUCAAGGUCUGGUGCUGCAAGAAGCAGGAAAAAGCUGCCCUAAAGCUUAUAAAGCACUUCUAUCUAACAGGCGGGAUAAAGAAAUUCCUGGUGGUGGGGAAAGUCUCGAUCAGCUUUAUGAGCGCUGCACAUCCGCACUGCAGAGAAUUGCAAAUAACCACAUAGGGGAGCGAAUAGUUGUGGUUACUCACGGUGGAGUUAUCCGUUCACUUCAUCGGCGGGCUCGUCCACAUGGCCAGUCUGCUGGGAGGAUCACCAAUACAUCUGUCAAUGUGUUUCAAUUGUCCAAAGAAGAAAAGUGGACCAUUAAGAUAUGGAAUGAUGUGAGUCAUCUUAACCAGACUGGAUAUUUGAAGUCUGGUUUUGGUGGGGACAAAUCUUCGGGUUAGUUCUACCAUUUAGAUGUCAUACUCAGACAUUUAAAAACACAGAACUUUGCAGGGGACAUGCCCCUUUCACCUUAUGUAAUGUCUCUUAAACACUCAAAUCUGUUCAACUACCAUGAUUUAUUCUGAGACACUGAAAGUUUGGUGUUAACUUUAUUGUGGCAUAAACUAUGAUAUGCAUGGGUUUAGUGGCCAACAGUUUGUUUAGCC